ACCACUCCCAUUGAACACAGAUCACUUCAGAUAAGUCCCUAUUGGUCUUUGAACUUCAGCUGUUGAGACAUCGCUCUCUGGUGAACAUAGUUCUGACAGACGAUUGCAACUCAGCGUUCGACACCAUAGUGCUGACCCUGGGACUAAACACCUCCAUCUGCAACUGGAUCCUGGACUUCCUGACGGGCCGCACCCAGGUGGUAAGGGUUUGUUGCUGAAGUGUGGAAAAGGGUGAUAGUAAUCACUGAAGCUAAAUAAUGACCGUCCACGAGCCAAAAGACACAAACAAUGGCGUGUGGCUGAUCUUUUUCAUGCUGGGCUUAGGAACGCUCCUGCCAUGGAACUUCUUUAUGACAGCCACCAUGUAUUUUAGCAGCCGUCUCAGAGACCCCUCCCAAAUGGGCACCAACCUGUCAGGCAAUGGGACCGGGGCAGAAGGGAACAACCGUAGCCUUUUGGAGGCCAAGUUCAAUAACGUAAUGACACUUUGUGCCAUGGUGCCUUUACUGGCCUUCACCUGUCUCAACUCAGUCCUGCAUCAAAGGAUUCCUCAGAAGUUUCGGAUCAUGGGCAGCCUGGCAGUGAUUUUGGUGGUGUUUCUACUGACAGCCAUUUUGGUUAAAAUAGAGAUGGCACCCCUCCCCUUUUUCACGUUGACCAUGAUCAAGAUUGUCAUCAUAAACUCCUUUGGAGCUAUCCUGCAGGGCAGUCUGUUUGGCAUGGCAGGCCAGCUGCCUACCAAAUACACCACACCCAUCAUGAGUGGGCAAGGCCUGGCGGGAACUUUCGCUGCCUUCUCCAUGAUCUGUGCUAUCUCAAGUGGCUCGGAGAUAAAUGACGCUGCUUUUGGAUACUUCAUCACAGCCUGUGUAGUGAUCUUAUUGGCCAUAAUAUCCUAUGUGGUCCUCCCUAAACUGGAGUUCUACCAAUAUUACAAGACCCAAAGUGGAAACAGAAUUAUUGAGGAGGAGAACAAGCUGGAUCUACUCAAGAAAGAAAAUGCAUCAGAGACUAAACCCGUUUUCAAAAAAGGAGAAGAGGAGCAAAACGUGUCCAUGUUGACCAUCUUCAAGAAGAUCUGGGUCCUGGCUCUCUCUGUGUGUUUUGCCUUCACCAUCACCAUCGGCACCUUCCCGGCAGUCACUGUGGAUGUGAAGUCUACCAUCGCUGAUGGAGGCACCUGGGAGCUGUACUUCAUCCCCGUGUGUUGUUUCCUGCUCUUCAACCUCAGCGACUGGGUUGGGAGAAGCCUUACUGCUGUGUGUAUGUGGCCUGGGAAGGACAGCAAACUGGUGCCCAUUCUUCUGGUGGCCCGUGUGAUCUUCGUGCCGCUCUUCAUGCUGUGCAAUGUUCAGCCCCGCUACAACCUGCCUAUCUUCUUUGAACACGACGCCUGGUUCAUCGUCUUCAUGAUAGUCUUUGCCUUUUCCAAUGGAUACCUGGCCAGCCUUUGCAUGUGCUUUGGGCCCAAAAAAGUUGCUGCUCAUGAAGCGGAGACAGCUGGAGCCAUUAUGGCCUUCUUCAUGUCCCUGGGUUUGGCUCUGGGAGCGUCCCUCUCAUUCCUCUUCAGAGGCCUGGUCUAAAAUGGCGCCCUGUAGAGAACAUGACCCCAAAACCCCAAAUUGACCUAUAAAACUUGCAUGGUAACAAAUUGAAAUGUAUUUGUUUAUUUUUUAAACAAACGAUACUGAUUCACCUCAAAUCUGGUCUUCCAAAUAAUGGAAGGUGGUAAGCAGCUCAAGACCAGGAUUCAAUCCGAUAGCACUUUGUUGGCUAUACGCUAUUUAAAGGUCAUUUUCUGAUUGUACCGACAUAUACAGCGUUUACCGUGAAUGCGGUCUCCGUGAACACAGGAACAUUACCUUUAACAGCUGGUAGUGUGAGGAUUCUUUUGUUUGAAAGCUACCAAACUAACCAAAACUGAAUUAAGUAGAGCAUUUGUGAAAUUAGGCAUCUACAGGUUCCUACUAUCCAUGGGAGAUCACAUGCAAUUCAGUGCUUCCCUUUUUGAUUCUGUAGUAUUCCAAUUUGAAUUCUUAUGAAGCCAUGAAUCCUUAUGAAGCCAUGGUGUGGCAGGGAGCCUAGUGGUUAGAGCAUUGGACUAGUAACCGAAACGUUGCAAGAUUGAAUCCCCGAGCUGGCAAGGUAAAAAUCUGUCAUUCUGCCCCUGAACAAGGCAGUUAACUCACUGUUCCUAGGCCCUCAUUGAAAAUAAGAAUUUGUUCUUAAUUAACUGACUUGCCUAGUUAAAUAAAUGUGAAAUUUUUAAGAAUUAGCUCAAUACGAAGCAAACACCAUUUAUGGCUAUAUUAACUGCCAUUUAUUGGCAAAUAUAUUUAAUCAGUAUGAGUGCAAUAUACAGUGUAAUCAUGAAUAACACAAUCCCUACAAGAAAGUGAUGUGCAGUGAGAUCGACUCAGCGAGAUAACAUUGCAACGAGCAGCACGGCAGAUAUACUCCUAUAGGAGGACGGGCUCAUUGUAAUGGCUGGAAUGGAAUGGAUGGGAGUCAAACAUGUGGUUGGAUACCGUUUCAUCCCGUCCUACUAUAGCUCCUCUCACAGCCUUCUCUGGUAUCUGUGCAUGUGCAUGGGGGCACAUCACGCUGCCACAAUGGGACCAAAACAGCUGCGGGGUCAAAACAAAAUCAUUUUAGCCUUGUCCAUCAACACUCUUAGUUGUUGUGUAAAUGUACCUGUAUAGAGUUUACUUUGGGCAUGCAACGUCAUCUCACUGAGUCUACCUUUAGUCAUGUGCCCUAACGAGCUGACAAAAACAUGGACAAAGCCAAAUCAGCUCCAGGCCAUGGUCAUUUUGACAGCCUCCAUUUUUGUUAAGAAAUUACACAAAGAGCCUUGUUACAAUGACUGUCGUUGCAAACUGCCAUAUCGCCAUGGUUUUUUAAAUGUUGCUUACGGUAGUGUAUUGUUAAUGUCUUAAUGGAGUGUCACAAAAACAGUAUGGUUUUACUUUAAAUUAUGACAGUAUGAUUAGCAGCCUUUAAACGCCUACUUUACAGUAGCAGGAGAUGAAGAACAAUAUCUUGAAUCUAUACCUAGCGGGGUAUCACUUAAAUGUUAUGCCCUAAUGUACAUACAGUCAUGUGAAAAAGUAAGUACAUCCCCUGGAAAGUAGUAUUGUUUUUGUAAAUAUUUGGACAGAUGGAUAUGUAAUCUUCACUUCAACACUAUUGGCAGAUAAAGGUAACUUAAAUGAAACUCAAAGAUUGAAAAAUAUAAUCAUUUAUUCAUUAAAAAAAUGUACUUUGUAAAUUAAAAAUGGAACCAUGUGAAUUUCUCCAGGUUUUUAAUAUGUGAAGAGUCUUUAAUAAAACUUUAAUGCAGAUGGCACGGA
Molecule: messenger RNA, 3353 nt
Organism: Oncorhynchus nerka (sockeye salmon)
Lineage: Eukaryota; Metazoa; Chordata; Actinopteri; Salmoniformes; Salmonidae
Product: equilibrative nucleoside transporter 1-like
Exons: 14
Coding region: 258-1583 (441 amino acids)
Biological process (GO): nucleoside transmembrane transport; uridine transmembrane transport
Cellular component (GO): plasma membrane
Molecular function (GO): nucleoside transmembrane transporter activity
Source: RefSeq, a predicted model, not a curated record